AUGACGUUAAAUCCGAUUUGCGAAUACGUGGAAACGGCUCAAGGAGUGCCCUUGACCGUGACCGGAGUAGCUCAGUGUAAGAUAAUGAGAGCAGAAGAAUUACUACAAACGGCGAGCGAACAGUUUUUGGGAAAAGACGUCAAAGAAGUUAAAAGCACGAUACUACAAACGCUGGAGGUUACUCUACGAUGGAUUAAGUUAAAAUGGCGGUUUAUAAAGUUUUGUUUUCGUUUUGCAGGAACACUUACAGUAGAAGAGGUGUACAAAGACCGAGAUCAGUUUGCAGCACUGGUGAGAGAAGUAGCCGCUCCUGAUGUCGGACGAAUGGGAAUUGAAAUUUUAUCGUUUACAAUAAAAGACGUUUACGAUGACGUUCAAUACCUGGCCUCACUAGGUAAAUCGCAAACGGCUGCCGUCAAACGGGAUGCAGACAUAGGCGUAGCACAAGCCAAUCGAGAUGCUGGAAUCCGCGAAGCUGAAUGCGAGAAAUCCGCAAUGGAUAUAAAAUACAACACGGACACGAAAAUCGAAGAUAAUGCCAGAAUGUACAAAUUGCAAAAAGCCAAUUUCGAUAAGGAAAUCAACACGGCCAAAGCGGAAUCUGCGCUGGCAUACGAACUUCAAGCAGCGAAAAUAAAACAACAAAUCAGAAACGAAGAAAUACAAAUAGACGUGGUAGAAAGAAGGAAAGAAAUACAAGUCGAAGAACAGGAAGUUUUAAGAAAGGAAAGAGAACUCAAUGCAACGGUUCGUCUUCCGGCGGAAGCGGAAAGCUAUCGAGUUCAAAUGAUAGCCGAAGGAAAGCGUACACAAACAGUAGAAAUUGCCAAAGCGGAAGGAGAAAGAAUAAGAAAAGUCGGAGGAGCGGAAGCUCUUGCGAUAGGUUUAGUCGGAAAAGCGGAAGCCGAAAGAAUGAGAUUAAAAGCCAAAGUAUAUAAAGACUACAAAGAUGCUGCGAUAAUGUCUUUAGUAGUCGAAGCGUUACCAAAAAUAGCAGCGGAAGUAGCUGCACCACUUGCCAAAACGGAAGAAAUUGUUCUUUUAGGUGGAAGCGAUUCAUCCACCGGUGAGAUAACAAGACUUGUAGGACAAAUCCCUCCAGCCGUACAAGCUCUAACCGGUGUCGAUUUGUCCAAGCCUUUGAUACAACCGAGGAAUUCAAAUACCGAUAAAAACAAUCCCGAAUUAAUAACGGUAACGACUAAAAUUAUCGAAAGCGUCAAAACUGCCGAACCCCUGGCAAGGCCAUCAGGACAAUCGUGUCCGCCGAAAACGACAGAGAAAAAACCCUCGGCCAUACCCACGCCGAGAAAAUCGAUAGAAAAAAAAAUGGUCGAAAUAAAAGCGAGCCCGAGGAAAAUCCUCGGCGAGAGUUCGAAAUCCGGCACCGCCGCCUCCACCGCCACCGCCGGAGCCGGCGGAAGUGGAGGCAUAAAGAGCAACAGCACGGAAAAUUUAAAAUGUUCGACUCCGACUCCGAAAAAAUAG
Pediculus humanus corporis (human body louse) is the source of this 1488-nucleotide messenger RNA. RefSeq names its product Flotillin-2, putative. NCBI's taxonomy places the organism in Eukaryota, Metazoa, Arthropoda, Insecta, Psocodea, Pediculidae. The transcript is spliced from 6 exons. The record is from RefSeq and is a predicted model, not a curated record. The coding region runs from base 1 to 1488 and encodes 495 amino acids. Gene Ontology annotation, cellular component: plasma membrane. Gene Ontology annotation, biological process: regulation of myoblast differentiation; protein localization to plasma membrane.